Messenger RNA from Capsaspora owczarzaki ATCC 30864, 1912 nucleotides. Its product is annotated as 5'-nucleotidase domain-containing protein. Bases 64 to 1791 code for a protein of 575 amino acids. The transcript has 6 exons. The record is from RefSeq and is a predicted model, not a curated record. Gene Ontology annotation, molecular function: 5'-nucleotidase activity. Lineage: Eukaryota; Filasterea; Ministeriida; Capsasporidae.
UUUGUAUUUGUAUUUUCUAGUUGCAUUUUUUUGCAUUGACAACAACAGUCUGUCAAACACACAAUGCUUGUUGCGUUGCGCAGCGGAUUGAGAUUGAGAUUGCCAGUUCAAACCGCGACCACCAUUCGAGCAAGUGCUGGUAUCAGUCAGCGUCAAUAUCAUCAUCAUCAUCAUCAUUAUCAUGCUCUGAAAUCACGGCGCUCUCAGCAGGGGCAUCGCUGCAACGCAUCGGCAGCAGUAGUGCCCAGUCGCUCAAUGGCAUCGCAGCACAACACCACCACCCCCACAGCGACGACGACGACGACGACGGCAAGGACCACCAUGACAGCGAGCGGGAUUCGCACUUACACUCUGGACGAACUGCGCUUCCUCAAAGCACAGAUGCAGCAGCAGAUCUUCGCCGAUCGUCCGCUGCUGCAGGGACCCCGCGAAGACCCCGCGGACGUGUUUGUGACAAACGAGGUCGACCUGAGCCACAUUGACGCGUUCGGAUUCGACUACGAUUACACGUUGGCGUCGUACAACAACGAAUUGCAGGCGCUGAUUUACCAGUUGGCCGCUCAGAGUCUGAUCAACAACAACAAGUACCCGGCAGAGUGCGCAAACUUGCAGUAUGAUCCGAACUUUGCCAUUCGGGGCCUGCACUACGACGUCAAGAAGGGUCUGUUGAUGAAGAUUGAUGCCUUCCAGAACGUCCAGCUGGGCACGGUGUAUUCGGGACACCGACCGCUCGACGACGACGAGACCCGGCGGAUUUACAAUGGCGUGCACAUUCCACUCGAGUACAUGCACUCGUUCAUGCCGCAGCUGACCGAUCUGUUCUCGCUCCCCGAAGCAUGUCUUCUGGCCAACCUCACCCAAUUCAUGCACGACACCCAGCUGCCCUUCCAUCCCGAGUACCUGUACAUGGAUGUAGCGCACGCCGUGAGCGAGGUCCACAGUCGACGGCAAAUGCACCUCGAGGUCAUUCGCAACGUCGGCCACUACGUUCAUCCCUCUCCCAAUCUCGAAAAUCUCCUGUCCACCAUGCGACAGCACGGCAAGAAGGUGUUUUUGCUGACCAACAGUUCCUUUUCGUUCGUCAACGUCGGCAUGUCUCACAUUGUCGGUCCCCAUUGGCGAGAUCUUUUCGAUGUGAUUGUUGUGGACGCGCUCAAGCCGCGGUUUUUCAACGAGUCUCGCCCGUUCCGACAGUUUGACACGACUCUCAACUCGAUGACAUGGACAAAGGUGUCGCGCUUUGCAAGAGGCGGCGUGUACUGCCACGGCAAUAGCCUUGACUUUGCGCGCAUUACCGGCUGGACGCCUGGUCGCGUCAUGUACGUUGGCGACCAUGUUCUGAGCGAUUUGCAAGACCCUUCCCGCAAGCAUGGCUGGCGAACCGGUGCCAUCAUCCGCGAGCUCGAUGAGGAGAUUACCAUUUUGAACUCACCCGAGCACCACCAGAGCUUGACGUGGCUUCUCAAUCUGCAGCGUCUCAUCAAAAAGCUACAACACGUCCAGCAUCACGAAAAGCACAGCCUGCUCCGUGCGUGGCAAGCGGAAAAGAACGAGGUUUCGGCCCAUCUCAAAGACAUGUUCAAUCCGCAGUUCGGAUCUGUCUUCCGCACCUUUCACAACCCGACCUACUUUGCGCAUCGCAUGUCUCGCGUGGCAGACUUGUACACGUCGGACGUGUGCAAUUUUUUGCGCUACUCGCUCGACCACACAUUCUAUCCUCAACGCAUGUACCUGCCGCACGAGCCAGCUCCUCGGCGGGAUGACCAAGGCUUUUUCAAGUGUGGUCCAUGAUUUAUUUCGAGUUUCCGUGUGUGUUCCGGAGGAACUACAGGCGAACGUGUGUUUGCGAUCUUGUAUUUGUUGAAUUUCGUGAUACGUUUAUUUCAAAGUUUAUGCUUCCAUUCUAAUCGAU